AGGGGGGUUCGCAAUAGGAGUGGGUGGUGCUGAAACGAACAGCUCCGCGAGUAAAUGGGCGCUUCGGCAAAUAAGGUAAUCAGAGAGCUUUCAUAGCGCCACUGUCACUGUCUAUAGAGACAGCCUAGCCAUGAACCAGCCGAGCUCCCCAUCCUCAAGAUCCGCGUUCAAACUUCUGGAGCCCGUCUACUCACCCUGACCAUGAAGAGACAAAACGUGAGGACCCUGUCGCUCAUCAUUUGCACGUUCACCUACCUGUUAGUCGGUGCGGCUGUCUUCGAUGCCUUGGAAUCUAAGAAGGAGAAGACCCAGAAAAAGAAAGUGUACGACCGAAAACAAGAGCUUAUGAACACCUACAAUCUCUCUCAAUUCAACUUCGAUGAGCUGGAGAGGGUGGUGUUGCAGCUGAAGCCUCACAAAGCCGGGGUACAGUGGAAAUUCGCUGGAUCUUUUUACUUUGCAAUCACGGUGAUCACGACCAUAGGGUACGGCCAUGCGGCCCCCAGCACGGAUGGAGGCAAGGUGUUCUGCAUGCUCUACGCCCUGCUGGGCAUCCCUCUCACCCUGGUCAUGUUCCAGAGCCUGGGCGAGCGCAUCAACACCCUGGUGCGCUACCUGCUGCACCGCCUGAAGAAGUGCCUUGGCAUGCGGCGCACUGAGGUCUCCAUGGUCAACAUGGUGGCCAUUGGCUUCAUCUCCUGCAUGAGCACGCUGUGCAUUGGAGCACUCUCCUUCUCCUACUUCGAGGGAUGGAGCUUCUUCCACGCCUACUACUACUGCUUCAUCACGCUCACCACUAUCGGCUUCGGGGAUUAUGUGGCACUGCAGAAGGAUCACGCUCUACAGACCAACCCCAAGUACGUGGCCUUCUGCUUCAUCUACAUUCUCACUGGCCUGACCGUGAUCGGAGCCUUCCUCAACCUUGUCGUGCUGCGCUUCAUGACCAUGAACGCAGAGGACGAGAAGCGGGACGCCGAGCAGCGCGCCCUCCUCUCCCGAAACGGCCAGGCCGGAGGGCACAACCACAUGCGCUGCACCCCCGACUUGCCCUCCUCCUCCUCAGCUGCCUCAGGGUGUGGUGGAGGAUCAGGGAACAGUGGUGUGGGGGGAGCAGGGAGGGGGCUGCGAAACGUCUACGCGGAGGUGCUCCACUUCCAGUCCAUGUGCUCCUGCCUGUGGUACAAGAGUAGGGAGAAGCUGCAGUACUCUAUCCCCAUGAUCAUCCCCCGGGACCUGUCCACCUCGGACACAUACAUGGAGCAGGGGGAGGCCUUUUCCUCCGACCCCCUCCACCCGCUUCACUCCAACGGCUGCAUCUGCAGCAUGCACCAUCCCCACUCUGCCAUCAGCUCUGUGUCCACUGGCCUGCACAGUCUCACCCCAUACAGACUAGGACACAGCAAGCGGCGAAGCUCCAUAUAGAGGCCUGGAGGACGCAAUGCAUAUAAAACCAAGCCCCACCUCUUCUCUACCACAUGGAAGGACUGUGGCACUAUUUUAGAUGGACUAAACCAAGAGCGCUCAACUAACAGUCCUCAUGGGAUCACUGUCCUGUGGUGAUUUGUUUUGCACUGGCACUUAAGUGAUCGAUUAAUGUCACUGAUUUUUGAAAAACAAGAAUAGGCUUGUUUUGACCCUUGAUCUACAGUGCCUUGCGAAAGUAUUCGGCCCCCUUGAACUUUACG
Molecule: messenger RNA, 1685 nt
Organism: Oncorhynchus mykiss (rainbow trout)
Lineage: Eukaryota; Metazoa; Chordata; Actinopteri; Salmoniformes; Salmonidae
Product: potassium channel subfamily K member 3
Biological process (GO): stabilization of membrane potential; potassium ion transmembrane transport
Cellular component (GO): plasma membrane
Molecular function (GO): open rectifier potassium channel activity; outward rectifier potassium channel activity; potassium ion leak channel activity
Source: RefSeq, a predicted model, not a curated record